Molecule: messenger RNA, 1524 nt
Organism: Verticillium nonalfalfae
Lineage: Eukaryota; Fungi; Ascomycota; Sordariomycetes; Glomerellales; Plectosphaerellaceae
Exons: 1
Coding region: 1-1524 (507 amino acids)
Biological process (GO): carbohydrate metabolic process
Molecular function (GO): hydrolase activity, hydrolyzing O-glycosyl compounds
Source: RefSeq, a predicted model, not a curated record
AUGCACCUUAGCGACAACCUUUGGAACAACGUCCGUUUGUAUAGCUACGAGCACCAGCAGGGGCUCUAUGCCGCCUUCCGACUUUGGUCGGAUGAUCCGGCUGUAGAAGGCCUCAACACCCGCCGGAAUGAAUCUUACACUCGGGAGGAGUUUGAUCGCCUGCAGUACACCUGCGCUUCUCGUGGAGUGACAAUUCUUCCUGAGAUUGAAGCGCCAGGGCAUGCUUUGGUCAUCUCUCAAUGGAAGCCUGAGAUUGCUCUUCCUACUGACAUGAGUCUGCUCAACAUAUCACACCCGGAUACAAUACCGACGGUCAAGGCGAUCUGGGAGGUCUUUCUGCCAUGGUUCCACACAAAGGUUGUUCACAUGGGAGCUGACGAAUAUCGGCACCCAACACUGUCCGACGAGUUUCUGGCCUCCGAAUACACCCGCUUCGUCCAGGAGAUCAACGACUUCAUCGUUGCGAAGUCUGGCCAGCAAACCAGGAUUUGGGGAACUUUCCCUCCCCGCCAAGGUGGCAACACAGAUAAAGAGGUCUCGAUCCAGCACUGGGCACCCUGGGAAGCCAACCCACGCUGGGACUUCCUUCAAAAUGGCUACAAGAUUCUCAACUCCGGCGACCGAGCCUACAUAGUGGGUAAGUGGUCGGAGCCGUACCCUCAAGAGCUCAACCUUGAUUUCAUCUUCGGCGGCAAUCCCGAGGGUGGCCCGUUCUAUCCGAACAUCUUCGAUAACAAUAAUGCGACCAACAAUGCUCCUCUUGACGAUCCAAAUAUUCUAGGCCACAUUGCUGCCCAAUGGAACGACUUCGGACCGAACGCGACAACAGUCCUCGAGGCCUACUACCAAUGGAAAGACGGCAUUGCAGCAGUAGCAAAUCAGCAGUGGGGCAGCAGGCUCUCUCGCGAAGACUAUGCCGACUUGUAUACUGUCCUCCAGCCCCACGCUCCUGGACAGAACCUUGAUCGGCGUAUUCCCUCAGUCGGCCCUACCAUUCUGGAUUACGACUUUGUCAAAGGUCGUCGCUGCAACGGCAAGUACAAAGAUGCGUCUGGAAACAACUACCAUGCGGAUUCGACAUGUUUCAAUUCAGGCGAAGGAAUCAUUCUACAGCCUGGGUGCGAAGUGACUACGCCCCUCGACUCUAAAGGCCGAAACUAUACUCUGAGCUUCAGAAUCAAACCAACCAGUGACGCCAAAGGACCUAUUCUGAGAGGCAGAGAUAGCGAACUAUGGUUCGGGAAUGGCACCUCGAACGCUGUGAUGCUAUUCUCGGGAGAGAGUGCGUAUGCCUUGAACUAUACGUUCCCUAUCGGCGAGUGGACAGAGGCAAGUCUCGCAGGGAAAGGCAAAAGUACGUAUCUCGAUGUAGGUGAGGGGCCGAUGGAGUUUCUGACAAUACUUGGCUGGGAGGGGGACAAGAAUGUGUGGACGUAUAUUGGCAUUGAGGCGCCUCUGAAAACUAUUGGCGGUGGAAGUUUUGAAGGUGUAAUUGGCAAGAUGAAACUCGUCGAUGGUGCCUAG